AUGUAUCCCGCCAGGCCCCGUCUGCCGGCUCUGGCCCCUCGCCUGCCAGGCAAUUCGCCGCCGGUCGUCGAGAGGCCGAGCGUCAAAGAGCACACGGAAAAGGAGUGGGCCGCGCGGAAGGACCUCAUUGAGGCGCUAUACAUAGGCGACAAUCGCAAGUUGAACGAAAUCAUGGCCAUCAUGGAGACCAAGUAUGGCUUCGCCGCUACCGAGCAAAUGUAUAAAAAGAGAUUUAAGAAGUGGAACAUAAGAAAACGAGCAUAUCGCAAAUCAGCUGUCGAGACCAAAGUCUCUACUCCCUCCUCGGCUUCCGCUGCCACUCCCACAUCCACCUCCACGUCUUCUUCUUCGGCCGAUUCAAAGCAAGAGGAUGACGAUGUCGAGGAAGUACCAAGGACGCCAGAAACCCCUGCAGUAACAGGCCUUGACCUGGUGCCGAAUCCCCAAUUCAAGCCCCUCGCGGAUCUAGAACUCGUCUUGAACGGUGUCAUGACUUGGAGUUCAGAGAAGCUGGAGUCGUAUCGCAUAGCGUCCGAUCCCAUGUCCCGAUAUCUUGCCACUCCCAACAAGCCUAUUCAAGACAGCCGCACCAUGUACCGGACGUUCGAAUUGGUGUUCGACCUGUGGUCCUAUGGUAAAGGUGACCUGGCGGGUAUGGCUGCCAGGAAGGGCUUCUACGUCAUGGAAUAUGUCUUGACCGAGGACCACCCUGACCUUUUGUGGCACAUGCUUGACACAAUAUAUGACAUGAUCGACCGAGGUCAUUUACAGCUCCUCAGCAUGUUCAUACGGCAUGCGCUUGUCCUGGCACGGAGCCGCUUCCCCGAAACCCACCCUCUCAUUCGUAUCCUCCAACAGCUCUUGUCGUGCGACUAUCAAACCGAGCAUGGCCGUCAAUUCAUCUGUUAUCUGUUACGGCAAGCAUGGCUACGGAACGUCGAUCUUCUUUCGGAGCACAUUAAGAGAUCAGCCCCUCAGGAGUUUUGGCUAUAUGAGCAGUUGAUAUGGGAUGGUCGGACAAGAUUGCGUAGGAACAAUGGGCUUGCUAAUAGACGGGAGAUUAUGUACGAAGGCCUCGAGAGCCUGGGCCAUCAUGAAGAACACUUGGUGAGUGACAGCAACGACGGCAACUUGGAGAAGCUGAGAGUCGAUGCUCUCAUGUUGGAGUUUACGCAAAUGGACCUGGAUGAUAAGGAGAAGGCGGAGCAGAUGGCGUUGGACCUGCUGGAUACCACCCAGUUCUGGUCAGGGGCGCUUUCGAACGCCAGAUUCCACGCAUAUGCCCGCAAGAUGCUGGCCAGAAUAUGUGAGAGCAAACAGGACUGGGACCGAGUUGAAGAGAAUUUAAAGCAGGCCAUUCACAUGCGAGAGGCAGCGCACGGUACGACCUCGAAUUUACGUGUCAUCCGAGACAUGUGGGUGCUCGCCGCCUACUACCAAAAGGUUGGCAAGAUAGACGACGCUCUGCAAGUGGCCCAAGACGCCAUCACCAGGGCGCAGCAGUAUUUACAUGAUCUCCCAGGCUGA
Trichoderma breve is the source of this 1527-nucleotide messenger RNA. RefSeq names its product clr5 domain-containing protein. The transcript has 2 exons. Gene Ontology annotation, molecular function: protein binding. NCBI's taxonomy places the organism in Eukaryota, Fungi, Ascomycota, Sordariomycetes, Hypocreales, Hypocreaceae. The record is from RefSeq and is a predicted model, not a curated record. Bases 1 to 1527 code for a protein of 508 amino acids.